Lipotes vexillifer (Yangtze River dolphin) is the source of this 1851-nucleotide messenger RNA. It is a transcript of the gene CLK1, whose product is annotated as CDC like kinase 1. Lineage: Eukaryota; Metazoa; Chordata; Mammalia; Artiodactyla; Lipotidae. The record is from RefSeq and is a predicted model, not a curated record. The coding region runs from base 174 to 1631 and encodes 485 amino acids. The transcript is spliced from 13 exons. Gene Ontology annotation, biological process: peptidyl-tyrosine phosphorylation; regulation of RNA splicing. Gene Ontology annotation, molecular function: protein tyrosine kinase activity; ATP binding; protein serine/threonine kinase activity. Gene Ontology annotation, cellular component: nucleus.
GCCCCGCCCGGAGGCGGAGGCCCGCUUGCAGCGUCAUCUUGUUUUCCAGGAGAGUCCUGACGCGGUGGCUGUCAGCUCCAUUUUGCUGCCGGAGCUCGCAGCAGCCAGCUGCGUUUUCUCCGUGGUCGCGUCGCAAGCAUUGUCUCCUUAGGCUUGGACUCUUUUCCAGGACGAUGAGACACUCAAAGAGAACUUACUGUCCUGAUUGGGAUGAAAAAGAUUGGGAUUAUGGAAAAUGGAGGAGCAGCAGCGGCAGUCAUAAAAGGAGGAGGAGAUCACACAGCAGUGCCCGGGAGAACAAGCGCUGCAGAUUCAAUUACUCUAAGACAUCUGAUAGCUAUUAUCUGGAAAGCAGAUCCAUAAAUGGGAAGGAUUAUCAUAGUCGACGCUACAUUGAUGAAUACAGAAAUGACUACAGUCAAGGAUGUGAACCUGGACAUGGUCAUAGAGAUCAUGAAAGCAGAUAUCAGAACCAUAGUAGCAAGUCCUCUGGUAGAAGUGGAAGAAGUAGUUAUAAAAGCAAACACAGAAUUCACCACAGCACUUCAUAUCACCGUUCACAUGGGAAGAGUCACCGAAGGAAAAGAACCAGGAGUGUAGAGGAUGAUGAGGAGGGUCACCUGAUCUGUCAGAGUGGAGACGUACUAAGUGCAAGAUAUGAAAUUGUAGAUACUUUAGGUGAAGGAGCUUUUGGGAAAGUCAUGGAGUGCAUUGAUCAUAAAGCGGGAGGUAGACAUGUAGCAGUAAAAAUAGUUAAAAAUGUGGAUAGAUAUUGUGAAGCUGCUCGCUCAGAAAUACAAGUUCUGGAACACUUAAAUACAACAGACCCCAGCAGAACAUUCCGCUGUGUCCAGAUGUUGGAGUGGUUUGAGCAUCAUGGUCAUGUCUGCAUUGUGUUUGAACUACUAGGACUUAGUACUUAUGACUUUAUUAAGGAAAAUGGUUUUCUGCCCUUUCGACUGGAUCAUAUCAGGAAGAUGGCAUAUCAGAUAUGCAAGUCUGUGAAUUUUCUGCACAGUAAUAAGUUGACUCACACAGACUUAAAGCCUGAAAACAUCUUAUUUGUACAAUCUGACUACACAGAGGCAUAUAAUCCCAAAAUGAAACGUGAUGAACGUACUUUAAUAAAUCCAGAUGUUAAAGUUGUAGAUUUUGGAAGUGCAACAUAUGAUGAUGAACAUCACAGUACAUUGGUAUCUACAAGACACUAUAGGGCACCUGAAGUUAUUUUAGCCCUAGGAUGGUCCCAGCCAUGUGAUGUCUGGAGUAUAGGAUGUAUUCUUAUUGAAUAUUACCUUGGGUUUACAGUAUUUCCAACACAUGAUAGUAAGGAGCAUUUGGCAAUGAUGGAAAGGAUUCUUGGACCUUUGCCAAAACAUAUGAUACAGAAAACCAGGAAACGUAAAUAUUUCCAUCAUGAUCGAUUAGACUGGGAUGAACAUAGUUCUGCUGGCAGAUAUGUUUCAAGGCGCUGUAAACCUCUGAAGGAAUUUAUGCUUUCUCAAGAUGCUGAACAUGAGCUUCUCUUUGACCUCAUUCAGAAAAUGUUGGAGUAUGAUCCAGCUAAAAGGAUUACUCUUAAAGAAGCCUUAAAGCAUCCUUUCUUUUACCCCCUUAAAAAAAGUGCAUAAAUCUAUAAUUGUAUAGCUCCCUUAAGAGAUCAUAUGGACUGUAUCAGUCUAAUUUUUAAAUUUAAGUUAUUUUGUACAGCUUUUGUAAAUUUACAUUUUUGUAUUGCCAUGUUUAUUUUGUUUGGGUAACUCGAUUUAAGUAAAUAUUAGCUAAGUAAAGUAAUGAACAUCUUUUUCAGUAAUUACAAAAUGAUUUAUUCAGAAUAAAUUUUUGUACUUA